AUGGGUAGCGAUGUCCCGUACUUGGAGCUGGCUGAGCCCGACGAGGGCUAUCACGGGCUGAUCCGUGAGAACGAGACCCUCGUGGAGGUGGCCCCGGCCAUCCGCGCCCGCGGGCCCCUCUGCUCCUUCCUCAUCCUCAACAACAAGCACCAUGGAGAGGCGCCAUUCGAGAUCAUGGUCAUCGAUGAGAACGAGGCGCGGCUCCGAGUGCGGUACCCGCUCAACUGCGAGAAGAGGCGCAAUUACAAAUUCGACAUCGCCGCCGUCGGUUGCGACGGCUCCUACUCCAACACGGUCCCGGUACACAUCACCGUGGCGGACGUGAACGAGUAUGCGCCGGUGUUCGGCCAGGCGGCCUACGUGCGCUCCGUGGACGAGGGCAAGGUCUACGAUGAGAUAGUGCGCGUCGAGGCGACAGACCGCGACUGCACGCCCCACUACGGCGAAGUGUGCAAGUACGAGAUCCUCACCGAAGGCAACCAGCCUUUCGCCAUAGACAACGACGGUGUAAUCCGUAACACCGAGCCACUGGACUAUGAGAAAUCGCAUAACCACAUUCUAUCGGUCGUGGCAUACGACUGCGGGAUGAUGCAGUCCGCCCCGGUGAUGGUCACCAUCAAAGUGAACAAACCCUGCCGCGCGGGAUGGAAGGGUCUGGCCGAGAGAGUGGACUACGCGCCGGGCUCGGGCCCGCUGGCGCUGUUCCCCAGCGCCAGGCUGGAGGCGUGCUCCAGCGACGAGCGCUGCCCGGGCGUCACCAGGAUCCAGGCCUUCGUGUCGCUGCAGGCCUCGCGCGCGGGCGCUGCCUGCGACCGCGACACCUACGCCAUCCACGCCCAGCGCGCCAUCUGCGGACUGGACCCUAAGACCGUCGAUCUUCUGCCGGGCCCUGGAGAAGGCAACGAAUGGGCCAAGUCCUUGAAACCUGACUCAGGGCACGACGACGACGAGACGUUCGAGUUCGACGGCGAGUCGACAUCCGCCGUGGUGCCCGAGCCGCUGCUGCAGCACUCGCUCGGCGCCACCUUCUCCGUCAGCACGUGGAUGCGCCACGCGCCCUGGCCCGACCAGGACAAGCAUCGCAAGGAGCACGUGCUCUGCCUCGCCGACGACCACAAAAUGAACCGGCACCACUACGCGCUGUUCGUGCGCAACUGCCGCCUCAUCCUUCUGCUGCGCCGCGACUUCGGAGAGGGCGACCUCAACAUCUUCAGACCCGCCGAGUGGCGCUGGAAGAUCCCCGAGGUGUGCGACAACGAAUGGCACCACUACGCGAUCAACAUCCGCUUCCCCACCGUGGAGCUGUUCGUGGACGGAGAGCCCUACCGCUCCCUGGACGGCAAGGGCCCGGAGGUCAUCGACGACUGGCCGCUGCACCCCGCACAUGGCGUUAACACCACACUUGUCGUCGGCGCCUGCUGGCAAGGUACGGAGGGCGACAUGAAGCACCACCUGCGCGGCUGGCUGGCCGGUCUGGGCGUGCUGGUGGGCGGGCAGCAGAGCGCUGCUGCGCUGCGCUGCGCUGCCCGCUGCAGGGAGGGCCUCAGCUUGGCCCCUGAUCUAUACCUGCGCUCGGUGUCGGUGGAGGGCGACGGCGCGGCCGAGGUGGAGACGCUGGUGCGCCGCGUGGCCUACGGCGAUGCGCGCGCCUUCCCCACGCCCGGCCGCCGCAACGUGCACCUCGCCACCACCAUCACGUGCGACAACGGCGUGGUGGUGCGCGCGCGGCCCGCCGAGUCGUUCGUGAUGGUGCUGCCGCCGCAGACGCCGCGCGUGCAGCUCAACGGCAGCGGCGACGCGGCGCGCGACUACGCGCACUUCCGCCAGGGGCUGCGCGUCUUCCCCGACCUGCGCGUGCGCGUGCUGGCGCGCGACGAGCAGGAGGCCGCCAGCCAGCGGCUGGACUCGUGCGUGGUGUCCGUGUACCCGGCGCUGAACCCGGACCACGAGGCGCUGGCGCUGCGCGAGGGGCUGCUGCCCGCCAGCGACGUGCGCGCCACGCUCACGCGCGACGGCGUCAGCCUCGCCGGGGCCGACUCCGUCGACGCCUACCAGCGGGUGCUGCGAUCCAUCGAGUACAGCAACAAGAAGCCGGCCUACUACCUGAACCGCGUGUUCAAGCUCACCUGCUCCGAGCUGAACGGCCGAUUCACCAGCAACGAAUACGUGCAGACCCUGACGGUGGUGCACCCGCACGCCGCCGCGGCAGAGGCGGGCCACGCGCUGCGCCCUAGCGGCCUGGCCGACAAGCUCGACGCCGUCGCCAGGGAUAAGACGCACGGCGGCAGCGGCGGCAGCGGCGGCGGCUUCGCGGCGACGGCCCCGCGCGUGUUCGCGGCGCACGCGAUGCGCAGCGCGCACUCGGCCGACGCGCCGCAGCCGCGCCUGCUCGACGCCCGCCCCGACGCCCCCGCCAACCACGUGGCGCUGGUGAUCGGCGCGGUGUGCUGCGGCGCCGUGGUGGCGCUGGUGGCGCUGGGCGUGGCGCGCGCGAGGGCGCUCCGCCCCUCCGGCCGCGCCUCCGCCCGCCCCCGCCCGCUGCCGCCCCGCGGGCCCGACGAGAUGGCCUGGGACGACUCGGCGCUCACCAUCACCGUCAACCCCAUGGACGAUGAGGGCGGCGCCGGCGAGUGCGGCCGCGUCGGCGGCGACAGCUCGGAGGGCGAGUCCGGCUCCGACUCCGACUCCGACCACCACGACGACGACGACGACGAGCCGUUGCCGGGCAAGCAGCACAAGUACCGGAACAUCAGCCAGCUGGAGUGGGACAACAGCACGAUG
This is a messenger RNA of Iphiclides podalirius (scarce swallowtail), 2781 nucleotides long. The record is from the annotation of a GenBank genome assembly. NCBI's taxonomy places the organism in Eukaryota, Metazoa, Arthropoda, Insecta, Lepidoptera, Papilionidae.